This is a messenger RNA of Cuscuta epithymum, 3466 nucleotides long. Lineage: Eukaryota; Viridiplantae; Streptophyta; Magnoliopsida; Solanales; Convolvulaceae. The record is from the annotation of a GenBank genome assembly.
GAGAAGAGCUGCACAUGACUUGAUAAGAAUCAAAGUUUGGGGCCACCACUCUUAUUUUCGCACAAAUUGGUGUGCUGUUUGUCUCCUCUCAUUAUAGGAGCUAUCCUCAACCAAAUAACGUGUAUGAGGUGUCCUUGGAUAGCUUUUGAAGUCUAUUUUUAUAAUUGAGUGGUCUCAGUUCGAGAGGAGAGAGUAAUCAUCCAAAAAUCGAUCUGGAACGAGCAGUGGUCUGUGAACUCGAGCUGUGAGAGUGCUGAGACUGUUUGGUUGAUAUCUCGAGUUUUACCAGUCCAAUUAAAGCGUGUGAGAUACCAAAAGAAAGCUCUAAAGACGAGGAAUCCGUGAAGGUCUGGUUUGCAUCAAUCGGAGUAGAGGAAGGCUUCCAAAUCGCCCGAGCAGAACGCGACCUCGCAGGAACGGAUUUACUCUUCUAAGAAUCGAGUUAGCCGGAAAACACCCGUUCUAGGGGCUGUUUUCGUAUCAACGGUUAGGGGUUGAAUUAGCAACUUGAGGAAGCUGUUUAACACCCAUUUUCAAGCAAGGAACCAGUUCUCAAUCUUCCUUGGCCGAGGCUUUGGUCAUUGGAUCGAGAAGGAAAGUUUUAAAGCUCAUUUGAGGUUGAGGCUAGAGCUUGCUUCCUGUGCUCGUUGCUCGAGUGAUCAUCUAGGAGGGAAGACUUGGUUCGUGCUUCCUCCAUUCGGUUUUUAAACAUUAAUAAACAUGCUCAUGGAUAUUUUACAAUGGAGCCUGCGUGCUCAUGAAUAGCCAUGUGUGGCCCUUUUGUUUUAAACAAUGUUUUCCGCUGCGUUAUGAAUUACUUAUUAUGUUUGUUUAUGGAUGGUUUAUGUGUGAAUGAUAUUCAAGACGCUUUGUAUAAUAUGAAUGUGUUGAACUGCGGUUGACUAUUCGUAUUGUACGGCGGGUUGUUGACGUGUCCGGGGAGGUCCGGGGCGUGACAAUUAAGUUGGUAUCAGAGCCUUAGUCCAUAAACUUCAUAAUGAAGUCUCAAAAUUCUCUUUUUGAAGAUAUUUUGAAAACCAUGAGCAUAGAAGUUUUGUACUUGGAGAGCUUUUGGUACUUGGGUUGCAAGGUCUCUAAUUGUUAAGAUGGUACCCUUAGCAAUUGGUAUGGCGGUGACUCGAGCCAAAAUGUGUCUUAAGUACCUAUCCGUCAAUUGACAUUUGAUACGAGUCUAACGACUCUUUCCAAAUUUCUUUCAGAAAUGGACCGUGGUGGCAGGAUUACUAGGAGAAACCCGACGGGCCGUGUACCAGUGGAGACUGGACAGGGCAGUCGAAGGACCUCUAGGGCAUCUAGAGGAGCUGGCCGUGGAGGCCGAUCACAGACCGUGAGUGACGGUCAUGUUGACACAGAAAGUGAAACCUACUGGUCCUAUGAGGACUCGACUUACCAACCGGGGACCGAGCCGGUUGAGACCCCUUACGAAGGGGAUGACGAUGAUGUAAGUGAUGAAGAGGGGGAGAAUGACUCCCUAGCAAGAAUCGAGGCGCUGCUCCAACAAUAUCAGCGGGAGCGCGAGGAAAGGAGGGAACGCCGGAGGCGCCGGGGAGGGCGAACUUCGGGUGGGGCUUCAAGAGGAAGGAGCCAUGGCGAUUCUCGGGCCCACAUUGAACCACAUGGGGGCCGGGGUGAUGGAGGUCCAAUCAUAAGGAUCUCCAAGUACAUCAAAGAGGCACGAGAUUUGGGGUGCAAACCCUUCAACGGAGCAGGCGACAUCUCGGUCGCCGCGGAAUGGAUCAAGAGGUUGAACGAGGCAGCCCUUGAUAUGCAACUCACCCCCGAAUUUAAACUAAGGGUGGCGGUGAGAUUGCUUGAAGGGAUGGCAUCCACAUGGUGGGAUGGAGCCAAGGGAAAGUAUGGCAAUACCGUGACUUGGGAGAAUUUCCGACAGGAGUUCUUUGCCCAAUACUAUUCUGAUUUUGAAGUGAACGCUAAAAGGAGAGAGUAUACCCUCCUAACCCAAGGUGGCAAAAUGACGGUGAGGCAACUUGAACACAAAUUCAGGGAGCUCGCGGAGUUCAUACCGGAGUAUGUGUGUGACGAGAACCGGAUGGUAAAUCACUUCUGGGAUGCCUUAGACCUGGAGGUGCGUGAGAGGGCAACACAGUUGCCUAACAUGACUUUUAGCCAAGUGGUCGAGCAAGGGUUGAAAGGAGAGAAAGAAUGGGAAGAGAGAAAGUUGAAAAACGCCGAAGAGGUGAAGAAGAGAAAGUGGGAGAACCAUGGACCUCAAGGUCCUAGCAAAAAGGGGAACCAUGGGGGAGGGGGAUCUUUUCGGACACCCCCACUGCCAUCUAGGGGAAGUCAAGGCCCGGGCGGGCAAUCACAAGCCUCGGGGGUGACUCGUUGCAAGAAUUGCAAGAGAAACCACCUGGGGAAAUGUCGUGACCCUCCUAGAUGCUACCAAUGCGGAAACACCGGGCACUUGAAGAUGAAUUGCCCACAAUUGGGUGGGGCAAGGUCAUCGGGACCAAGUAGUGGUAAUGCCGGGACACGGAAUCAAGCCGGGACUUCACAAGCGUCCAGGGGGCAAGGGGGAGCAAGCACAAGCAAUGCGCCGUCCGUGAAUCAAGGAAGGACUCAAGCUAGGGUCUACGUGAUGACGGAGGCGGAUGCUCAAGCUAACCCGGAUUCCGUUGCAGUUCGAGAGGAGAGAGUAAUCAUCCAAAAAUCGAUCUGGAACGAGCAGUGGUCUGUGAACUCGAGCUGUGAGAGUGCUGAGACUGUUUGGUUGAUAUCUCGAGUUUUACCAGUCCAAUUAAAGCGUGUGAGAUACCAAAAGAAAGCUCUCAAGACGAGGAAUCCGUGAAGGUCUGGUUUGCAUCAAUCGGAGUAGAGGAAGGCUUCCAAAUCGCCCGAGCAGAACGCGACCUCGCAGGAACGGAUUUACUCUUCUAAGAAUCGAGUUAGCCGGAAAACACCCGUUCUAGGGGCUGUUUUCGUAUCAACGGUUAGGGGUUGAAUUAGCAACUUGAGGAAGCUGUUUAACACCCAUUUUCAAGCAAGGAACCAGUUCUCAAUCUUCCUUGGCCGAGGCUUUGGUCAUUGGAUCGAGAAGGAAAGUUUUAAAGCUCAUUUGAGGUUGAGGCUAGAGCUUGCUUCCUGUGCUCGUUGCUCGAGUGAUCAUCUAGGAGGGAAGACUUGGUUCGUGCUUCCUCCAUUCGGUUUUUAAACAUUAAUAAACAUGCUCAUGGAUAUUUUACAAUGGAGCCUGCGUGCUCAUGAAUAGCCAUGUGUGGCCCUUUUGUUUUAAACAAUGUUUUCCGCUGCGUUAUGAAUUACUUAUUAUGUUUGUUUAUGGAUGGUUUAUGUGUGAAUGAUAUUCAAGACGCUUUGUAUAAUAUGAAUGUGUUGAACUGCGGUUGACUAUUCGUAUUGUACGGCGGGUUGUUGACGUGUCCGGGGAGGUCCGGGGCGUGACAGAAAAUGAGUAAAGUCAUCUUCG